AUGCGGUUCUCCAGUGUUUUGUUUUUGCCAUUGGUAUUAUUAAAGUCAGUGUCUUCAACAACCAUGGAUUCAAAGGCGCUGUCCUCGUCUAUCGCAAAAUUUUCGGCUAAGUUCUGCAAUGAAUUGGAGAAGAAGACCAGUGUUGUUGCGUCACCUCUCUCCGCUGAAUAUGUACUAGCACUUGUUGCGCUAGGCUCUGAAGACCCAGCUCAUGCUGAAUUAUUGCAAACACUUGGACUUCCUGGAGAUGAUGCAGUUCGCUCAGCAUUCACCAAUGUGUCAGCAAAGUUGAAGUCAGUUAAGGGAAUCACUCUAAAUGUGGCUAACAAAGUGUACGUCCAAGAUGGUGGCUACGAGCUGAACAGUGCUCUUCAAAACGAUGCGGUGAAAGUAUUUGAUGCAGCCAUUGAAAAGCUUGACUUUGCAAGAGCUGGGGCAGCAGAUACCGUCAACAAAUGGGUGGAAAGCAAGACCAACAACCGCAUUAAGGAACUGUUAACAGCAGACAGUGUUAACAGUGACACUCGGCUUGUCCUCGUUAAUGCUCUGUACUUCAAGGGUUUGUGGCUGAAGCAGUUCGACAAAAUGAGCACAAUGGAUCAGCCAUUCCACCUCGACGAGACCAAGACCGUGGACAUCCCAAUGAUGUUCAUAGAGGAAGAGUUUUCGUACGGUGAAAGCACAGAUCUCGGAGUGCAGUACUUGAAAAUGCCGUAUAAGGGCGAGGAAGCGAGUAUGCUGAUCGUUCUCCCUGAAGAGAUAAACGGUCUGGACAAGGUUCUUAAGAAGCUGGCUGAUGGCUAUGACCUCCUGGGCGAUGUGGACAAGAUGGGCGAAACGAAAGUUCGAGUUACACUGCCAAGAUUCAAGAUCGAAACCGAAAUCGAUUUGGGAGACCUUCUGCCUAAGCUCGGAGUCAAAGCUAUUUUCGACCAGAAUAACUCUGGCCUCACGAAGCUCUUGAAUUCCGAUGAGAAAUUGUUCGUAUCGAAAGCGGUGCAAAAGGCAUUUAUUGAAGUCAACGAGGAGGGCGCCGAAGCAGCAGCUGCGACUGCGAUGGGUAUCAUGAUGUGUUCAGCUAUAAUCGACGAGCCACCAGUACCCUCCUUCACUGCUGACCGACCAUUUUUGGCUGUGAUUCUUGUCGAUAAUGUUCUAUACUUUACGGCGACCUAUCGCGGAGCAUAA
This is a messenger RNA of Leptosia nina, 1188 nucleotides long. NCBI's taxonomy places the organism in Eukaryota, Metazoa, Arthropoda, Insecta, Lepidoptera, Pieridae. The record is from the annotation of a GenBank genome assembly.